Messenger RNA from Microtus ochrogaster (prairie vole), 1243 nucleotides. It is a transcript of the gene Rab9a, whose product is annotated as RAB9A, member RAS oncogene family. NCBI's taxonomy places the organism in Eukaryota, Metazoa, Chordata, Mammalia, Rodentia, Cricetidae. Gene Ontology annotation, biological process: Rab protein signal transduction; retrograde transport, endosome to Golgi. Gene Ontology annotation, cellular component: late endosome; lysosome; phagocytic vesicle. Gene Ontology annotation, molecular function: GTP binding; GTPase activity. The record is from RefSeq and is a predicted model, not a curated record.
GCCCCGGCCGGCCGCCAUAUUGGUCCUUCUGCUCAAGUCGCUAGCUGUUGGAGCUCGGGCUGAUUAGCGCUCUCUUCCCUUCCGUGUCUCUGGCUCCCUUUCUUCCCUGGUUGCACCCAGGCAGGCUGGCCAACAGCUCCCGGGGUGUCCUGUGUGUGGCUGAAAGAUAAUAAUGAUGCUUGAACUGAACUACUAAGGAUUCUGAAGUCAAAACUCAUACUAUUAAUAAUGGCAGGAAAAUCGUCCCUUUUUAAAGUAAUUCUUCUUGGAGAUGGUGGAGUUGGCAAGAGUUCUCUUAUGAACAGAUAUGUAACCAAUAAAUUUGAUGCCCAGCUCUUUCACACAAUAGGUGUGGAAUUUUUAAAUAAAGAUUUGGAGGUGGAUGGACAUUUUGUUACCAUGCAGAUUUGGGACACAGCGGGUCAAGAGCGAUUCCGAAGCCUGAGGACACCAUUUUACAGAGGUUCUGACUGUUGCCUGCUUACUUUUAGCGUUGAUGAUUCACAAAGCUUCCAGAAUUUGAGCAACUGGAAGAAAGAAUUCAUAUAUUAUGCAGAUGUGAAAGAGCCUGAAAGCUUUCCUUUUGUGAUUUUGGGCAACAAGAUUGAUAUAAAUGAACGGCAGGUGUCUACAGAAGAAGCCCAAGCCUGGUGCAGGGACAACGGCGACUAUCCUUACUUUGAAACGAGUGCAAAAGAUUCCACCAAUGUUGCAGCUGCCUUUGAGGAGGCAGUUCGAAGAGUUCUGGCUACAGAAGAUAGGUCAGAUCACCUGAUUCAGACAGACACAGUCAAUCUGCACCGAAAGCCCAAGCCAAACUCAUCUUGCUGUUGAUGUCAUUAAAGAGAUGGUCGUUGCAUUCUAACACCCACACCCACAUGAGGAGGGUUCAUCUAUUAAUAAAAUUCAACUAACGAAUAUUGAUUGCUGCCUCAUUAGUUGGUGGGAGAAGGGACACAUUCACUCUGGAGGAAAUCUAUUUACUUGGUAAUGGCACCUUACAUUUAUAAAUCGUAAUGGUUGUCUAAUGUUUAAUUUAAAAUUAGUGCUAAUAAGAUGACCAAGAAUUGAAUUGUAAUUCAAACAAAAGCCUUGAAUAUUCUAGAAAUUACACUUAGGUUGUUUUUCCCCCACAAGAAAAUGGAGAGUUACUUUUGUAUGUGUAUAUUUUUAUGUAAUUAGCAUUCUAUUCUUGGUCCAGGGAAGUAAAUUCCUAUAAUACUAUUAAAGAUUAAAAUCUAAU